UCAUUUCUUGUUCCUGAUUCCAGCGAUGGCGGCUGCUGAUCUGAGAGACGAGCUGAGCUGCUCCAUCUGCCUGAGCAUUUAUACUGAUCCGGUAUCCCUGCCCUGUGGCCAUAACUUCUGCCGGGGCUGCAUUGGGAGAACAUGGGACACCCAGGAGGAGACUUUCCGUGAAAAUCCUUCUUGCCCUGAAUGCAGACAGAGAUUUAAAAGGAAACCUGAACUGGCAACAGAUUGGAAGCUGCGUGGCAUGGUGGAGCGGUUCCGUCCAACUGAGACAGAGCCGGGGGAGACUGGGAUCUUCUGCACUUACUGUCUCCUCUCUCCUGUACCUGCUGCUAAAUCCUGUCUCCUGUGUGAGGCUUCUCUGUGUGAUACCCACCUGAGGGGGCACUGCCAGUCAGCAGAACAUGUACUCACUGAGCCCACCGCUUCCUUUAUGGGGAGAAAAUGUUCUGUACAUCACAAGGUUCUGGAGUAUCACUGCUGUGAGGACUCUGCCUGUAUCUGUGUGUCCUGCUGCCUGGCCGGGGAGCACCGGGGCCACAGGGUGGAGCUGCUGAGUGAGGCCUCUGAGAAGAAGAAAGAGAAACUGAGGAAAGUUCUGGAGAAACUGAGCCCAGAGAGAGAGGAGACUGAGAGAGGAGCCCAGAGGCUGCAGGAGCGCAGGAGAGAAGUGGCAGAAGCGGCAGCCGGUGAGACAGAGAGAGUCACUGCCCUGUUUAGAGACAUCAGGGAAGAGCUGGAAGCCCUAGAGAAGCGACUCCUGAGUGACAUCUCCAGGCAGAAAGAGGAGCUCUCACUCACACUCACUGAGCUGAUCCAACAGCUGGAAAUAAAGAAGGACGAGCUGUCCAGGAAGAUCCGGCACAUUGAGGAGCUGUGCAACAUGGCAGAUCCACUCACUGUCCUACAGGAACAAUGGGAAUCCCAUGGGAGCAGAGAGAGAGAGGGUAUAAAGGACCCGGCUGUAGGGGAUCUGGAUGUGGGUCGGAUCUCAGAGACAUUACUCACAGGCUUAGCUGGGAUUGUGACUGGGGUAAAGGGAAGGAUCUAUGGGCAGGAGGCUACAGAGCUGGUACUGGAUAUAAACACGGCUGGGACUGGUGUAUCUGUAUCAGGGGAUGGGAAAUCUGCUUCCUACUCACAUACAGACCAGCGUCGCCCACAAACCCCAGAGAGAUUUCAGGUUUCUCAGGCUUUAAGCACCAGGAGUUUCCCCUCAGGGCGACAUUACUGGGAAGUGGAGGGCAGUGAAUCAGGGCGCUGGAGGGUAGGGGUGGCCUAUCCCAGUAUAGAGAGGGGAGGGGUUCAGGCCUACAUUGGGGAGAAUAACAAGUCCUGGGGUUUGUACAGAUGGAAUAAUAACUAUACAGUGAUACAUGACAGUAAAGACACACAGUUACCCCACGUCCCUUCCUGCAGGAGAAUCAGGAUCUCAUUGGACUAUGAGGCCGGACGCCUGUCCUUUUAUGAGCUGAGUGAGCCAAUCAGGCACUUACACACCCUCACUGCCUCCUUCACUGAGCCCCUUCAUGCUGCAUUCAGGGUAGUGGGGGGAGGUGCCUGUGUGAGAACCAUUAGUUAAGGCCCCGCCCACUGCCCAGCAGGAACCCCAUUCCCAGAGCUGCCCUUAGCCCUGUGAUGCCCCUCUCCAUCUCUAUUUUAGCUGCCUGAUAGCCUUUAUUGGCCUCUUUGUACCUAAUGAAAGUCCCAGCUGCUUUUCUUCCCAAUUUCCCAACAAUCCAUUUUCCUUCUGUGCCUAACCCCAUGAGAAGCCUUUCCCAGCUGCCACAUUGCAGAGAUGCCCUUAUACUGGCACAGUGACAGCAAAAUGAAUGAAACAUUGAUAUUUACACUUUAGCACCAGUCACACAGUAGCCUAUAGGCAUUAAUUAUAAAGCAAUAGAGUAUUAUAGCGGAGAAUCAUUCCCAGUAAACAGUGGUCAACUGACCCUGGACUGGCCGUCUAUACACAAUAAACAAAAACAGUAGGUGGGGCAUCUUCACACCCAACACAAUAUUCUCCAAUAUACCACAGACACGUUACCCCCACCCAGAACCUGUUUAAAUCUUUCUCCCACUGAGUGGGGGAGUACACUCUAGAUUAUUAUACAGCAAUAUAGGAGGGAUCAUCAGUUGGUUCUGAUAGGUCCCCCUGUUACAGGCGGAGUUAGCUUGCUCAGGUUGUGAUGUUUGAUUGGUUCAGGGUACCCAAGAAAUGAGCUUGCACAGGGCUGUUUAGCCAGAAACCCACCCAGGACUGAAGAGAAGAAUCCCACCCAGGACUCUGAGUGCCUAAACACAUAAUCUUCCAUUGAAGGGGGCUAUUCUGAAGGCCAUGGGGUUCCGCCUUUGUGUAGAGGCUGCAGCUCUUCCAGAACCUCUAUUGAACUUCACCCACUAAACAAAGCUAAGCAUUUUUAUGUUUGUUUUAUUUGCUGUAGUACUGUAGCAUUGUGUGUAUUGUUUAGGAUUGCUUGUUGGUUGCCAUUUUGUUUAGUAAAGUUGUGUGUGUUAUAA
Molecule: messenger RNA, 2520 nt
Organism: Xenopus tropicalis (tropical clawed frog)
Lineage: Eukaryota; Metazoa; Chordata; Amphibia; Anura; Pipidae
Product: E3 ubiquitin-protein ligase TRIM7-like
Exons: 2
Coding region: 26-1585 (519 amino acids)
Biological process (GO): antiviral innate immune response
Cellular component (GO): cytoplasm
Molecular function (GO): zinc ion binding
Source: RefSeq, a predicted model, not a curated record